This is a messenger RNA of Aspergillus alliaceus, 1326 nucleotides long. RefSeq names its product LURP-one-related/scramblase family protein. The transcript has 2 exons. The coding region runs from base 105 to 698 and encodes 197 amino acids. The record is from RefSeq and is a predicted model, not a curated record. Lineage: Eukaryota; Fungi; Ascomycota; Eurotiomycetes; Eurotiales; Aspergillaceae.
GAACUCCAUUUCUCGCUUGCCUUGGAUCCUCCCCCCCUCCUAGAAAACAGCCUAUCUUGAGAAGACAAAUCACUUCCACCGCCAGACACGAAACUGAAAUCAAAAUGGGCGCGCCGCAACUAUCCCCGGUCCCCAAGCCGAUAGCGAUCUUCCCUCAGUUCAUCGCUCAACAGACCGAGACGCUAGCGCUUAAAGAGAAGGUCCUCUCGCUAACCGGUGAUAGCUUCACCAUAAAGCUUGUGAAUGGCCAGCCCUUACUACGGGUGGAAGGGAAAGUCAUGUCGAUCUCCGGUCGCAAAUCAGUAUACGACAUGGCUGGCACUCACCUAUUCAACAUCGUGAAAGAGCACUUUCACCUGCAUACCACGUUUGCCGCUCAAGAACCAGCUGGAAAGAAAUUCCUAGAAGUCAAAAGUAGCUUUAAACUUUUCGGAUCCAAAGCGACCGCCACUUUCACAUCCCCGAGUACCGGUAAUACCGAGAGUCUGGCCAUGCGCGGCAACUGGCUGGAUAGUGCGGCUGAAAUUGUCGAUGAAGCUACGGGCUCUGUGGUUGCGCGUAUUGAUCGCAAGCUAUUCCGCGGCCGUGAUAUAAUCUUUGAUCAGCAGUCGUAUGCUGUUUCAGUUGCUCCUGGUAUUGAUAUGGCUCUCAUUGCUGCAAUGUGCAUCUGCUUUGAUGAGAAGAAUAACGAGAACUGAGCAGUGUUUUUUUUUUUUCUUGUUGAGAGAGACUACCCACUGUGCCACUGUCGUUUAUUGAUAAAUUGAUACGGACAAUUGAACUUUUUUCUUAUGGCAUUAGCGAUAUGCGACCCUCUCCCAGAAUGGUGCAAAUCUCGACUAGAUAGAGUGGUGAUGAUUGUGGAUUUUAUCCGUCGUUGCAGCGGUGUGCUUUACUGUACCCAGAGAACCGCCGAUGUGCAUUUAUGUCCGUCUGGUCUAUCUUUUUCCCAUUUUCCCAACUUGAAGACCACACCCCAUGCUUUAACUGGAAUCUUCCUUCGCCCUUUAAGUACUUAUUUUGCACCAGGACAUUUUCCCAUGCGGGCAAGUCAGCAGCUGCCGAAUGACUAUUCUAAGGCAAAUAGGGCCGGGAUCAGUUACUGCCGACUGACUGUGAGCCAGGUUCCGCGGAUUUGGCGAGGCCACAGCGGAUCCUUUACACCUUUCAACUAUAAAAUAGGAUUCAACUAGCCUGAGUAGUAGGAUAUAAAGCUAUUUACUAUAGCAAUUCUUAUAGUAUGUCCAACUAUCCCCACAGCCACUGCAGCGUUAGGGAGCUCGUCGUCAAGGCAUAGGUGUAUGUUGCUCAGACUGCUCAUUAAGC